Molecule: messenger RNA, 1829 nt
Organism: Hevea brasiliensis (rubber tree)
Lineage: Eukaryota; Viridiplantae; Streptophyta; Magnoliopsida; Malpighiales; Euphorbiaceae
Exons: 10
Coding region: 158-1579 (473 amino acids)
Cellular component (GO): membrane
Source: RefSeq, a predicted model, not a curated record
CGAUGAAGCGGAAAAAAGGCGGUCAAUACUUCCAGUUACGGGUAACCAGAAAUUUCGCCCCGUGAGUCUCAUUCUCUCUAAAUUUUUUGCUUUUUCUCAGAUUUUAAAAAAAAAAAAAAAUCUCCGAAGCCUCAAGCUAUUCCUACCUUACUCAGUGAUGGUUUUUGGGUCCCCUGAUCAAGAUCAAAGCUUCAAGAGACCUGAUCCUCUGCGUGGCUUCAAGAAUUAUAAUGGAGGCUAUAAUGUUACUGACAAACAUUACUUGGCUUCUGCGGUAUUUACAGGAGUGCAUUCUUAUGCAAUUGCUGGUGUGUGGCUGUUAUGUGGGUUGGGAUUUGGAAUUGUUUUCACCUGGAAAAUUUUGAGGAGAAGCGACUCUUCCCACGUUAAAGACUAUUUGAAUCAUCACUAUUUGUUGAUGUUCUUGAUCAUCAUCCUCUUCACAUUAUUGGCCAUAAUUGCCACUAGUCUGGUCCUGGCUGCCAAUGAGAGCGCCUUCUACAGAACCAAUAAAUUUAUGCGGACGAUUGUGGAGGUAGGCAAAGACACCCACCGAAAGAUUCACAAAGUAAUCAUAGCAAUGAUAGAAAUGCAGCAUCUUUUACGCCCAUAUGAUCCAGCUACCUCUGUGCGCUUUUAUACCAUAACCCAUCUUCUUGCAAGGGAAGCACAAGCUAUUCGAGAUAUUGUUCAAAAGAGUGGCCGUGCAAUUGAUCUCGCAAUUCAUACUUCGCACAUAUUGCAUCUUGUGGUUGUGACCAUCAACUUGGUGCUCUUGUUGACUUCCUUAGUUCUGCUUCUGUUGCAUUGGCACCCUGGAUUUAUCACAAUAAUUUUUGUCUGCUGGAUCUUAACAACUAUAUGCUGGGCUUUGACAGGCUUCGAUUUCUUCCUCCAAACUUUUGUGUACGAUACUUGUACAGCAUUUCAGGAUUUCGAACAAGACCCCCAGAAUUGUAGUCUGAGCUCCAUGAUACCUUGCAUGGAUUCAUCAUCUUCAGAUCAGCUCCUGAUAGAAAUUGGCAGCACCAUCCAUAAUUUUGUUUCUAAGUUGAACUGGAAAAUGGAAGAAUUAUAUGUGUUGCUUCCGUCAGAGGGAAACAUUAUGGAUUUAGUAGGAGUUAAGAAGAUAUGUGACCCUUUCUCAGGACCACCAAAUUAUACAUACAUCCCUGAGAGCUGCUCAAAGGAUAGCAUUUCAAUCCAGGAUAUUCCAAAUAUCCUUUCAAGACUCACAUGUUACCAAGAUAAUUCCCCUGAAACAUGCACAAGAGAAGGAAAGAUUAUUCCUGAGAGCAUUUCUAACAUGGCUUUGGCUUACAGUCGUUCUGUUCAGAAUAUGUUAAGUAUAUAUCCAGAUUUAGAGAGCUUGGCAAGAUGCAUUGUUGUCAAGACUGCUUUCUCUGAUGUUGUUAAGCACCAGUGCAAGUCAUUUAAAGCUUCGAUUCGAAUGUUAUGGUCAUCGAUGUUCUCUCUUUCAGUCUUUAUGAUGAUUUUAGUAUUAAUUUGGGUAGCUAAAGCUUAUCAAGAAAGAGGUAGAUGCUUCUCCAGAUGUUCCAUUGUCCCUGAUAGACCUUAAGAAAUUUGGAAAAUAUCAAGAUAUGUAGUAAGUUUGCUAAAGAAGAAAGGAAGUGUGAGUUAUGUAGUAAGUUUCCUAAAGAAGAAAGGAAGUGUGAGUUAUACUGUAAGUUUCCUAGAGAAGAAAGGAAGAGUGGGUUAUACUUUGUUUAUAGCAAUUGUCAAAUAUUUAGCAAGGUCGUGAGAGAAUUAUGAUGGUUCUAAAAUGUAAAUUAUAUGGAUUUUUUUUUAAAAUAAACUUGAAUUAGAAA